GUCAAUCUGUAGUCCUUAAAGAGGGUUUAACCUAAUGGCACUGUGACAACUGUAUUUUAUUUGCUGAGAGAAAGAGAGAGAGAGAGAAAGAGAGAGAGAGAGAGAGAGAGAGAGAGAGAGAGAGAGAGAGAGAGAGAGAGAGAGAGAGAGAGAGAGAGGGAGAGAGAGAGAGAGAGGGAGAGAGGGAGAGAGGGAGAGAGUGCUUGUUACCAUUAAUUGCCUCCUAUAUCGGACACAGUGAAAUAAAGUGAAAGUUUAUUCCACAUUCCCCUCAUGCAUACAUUUUUUGCCUUGAAAAAGCCCUGUAUGCUGGGGCGAAAUACCAGCACCAAUCUUUUUUUUUGUAUUUUUGUCCUUUUGAUGUCUUAUCGUUGCGUUGCGGUGUUCGUGUUUUGGGAUUUAAUUAAAAGUAUCCGCCACUGACUGCCAACCACUCCCUCACUUACCUUAAACUCUUGCCAUGGCGGGACUCUCCAACUUAAAUGUGAUUUUUUUUGGGUUAAUAUCGUGUCACGUUGGGUCAUUACAAUGUUAGUGUUUUUCUUAUGGUGGGUAUGGGCAAUUGGGCAUCAAUACGGCGACCAGGCGACCUCCUGCUCGAUCUCUGCCAGUCGCAAAACCUGAUUGCCUCGGAGCUCGAGUGCGACCCUGACCGGGACAGCCAGAUUUAUUCUUUUCGACAAAGUUCAUACGCGAAGAGUUAAAUGCAGCUUCAAGAAAUCACUUUUUUAAGAACAUCUAGUUUGAUAACAGUGAGCUCGCUUUUGAAACUAUUUUAAAAUUUGUCAAUUUGUGGGUAAGAGAGAUAUUUUCUUCACGAGCGACUUCCAAUUUCCAAACAAGUUUAUUUGCGAUUGGGCAAACUUCUUCUUGGUGUUUAAAUGAGAGAUGGGCCAAGGGAAAGGGUAGAAACUGAUGAAUCAAAAUUUGGAAAACGCAAAUAUAACAUAGGUCGCGUAGUUGAAGGUCAGUAGAUUUUCGUCAUUAGUGAUUAUCGGAAGGCAUAUAACUGUUUGCAGGAGGGCUGUCAACAUUUAACUAAUAAAAAUAAAAAUUGACCUUUUAACGUUUCACAUAUAUAUUCCAAGAUUGAUAUUGACAGCCAGUGCCAUCCAUCCCCCCCCCCCCCAUCCUUCAACCCUCGGUUCCCAUCCCUCAUUAAAAACAGGCAACGAAAGAACAGAGGAACAAGUAAUGAUGAAGAUAACAGAAACGGUCACGCCAGAUGGGUGCCGCGAGAGCGAGGGCUGGCUCACUCAGAAGGAUUUGGUUGGGAAAUGGCACUCAAACAAAACAGGAGACUUUAACGGGGUGAAUGUGACAAAAGAAGUUCGACACGAAAAAAAGAGAGAAAAAAAUCGACCUUAUUGGAAUUAUUGGGGAAUUUUGACACGAAAGAAAAUGGCCACAUACUGGCAUAUAGUGUUUAAAAAUACGGAUGUGCGUAUUUUUAAACACUACUGAUAUGUAGCUUCCUGUGUAGAUACGAUCGCCCAAGGCACCUAGAACUUCAGUGUUGGUAGGCCCGCGCGAUGUACAGCUGCACCAACUGCACCAGCUACACCAACUGCAACCAGGCGGCGCAGUGGAAAGCGUGGGUUCUGGCCUUCGAGAUGCUGGUGUGUGCCUUCGGUGCCUUGGGCAGCAUCGUCUGCUUGUGGUAUCUGAAGACCUGUGACAAGACGCAAGCAGGGACGAAGAUCCAGCUGUGCUCGCUCUUCGCAGCCAACGCCUUCCUGUGCUCGCUCGCCCUGCCGGGGGCCGCCGUGCUUGAGCUCCUUUUCCUGCAGGAUAGGCGGGCCAAACUGGCGACCGAGCAGGCCUUCAUAGCUCUGCACUACAUAGCUGCGUGCAUCGACCAGUUGGCGCUGGCGGUGAUCGCCGUGUACAGACUGAUAGCCGUGUGUUUCCCGCUGAAGUACAAGCUGUGGUCCAGGUCGACUGUGGUUGCGGCGGUCGAAGUCGCUGUCACUCUGCCUGUUGUGCUGACGCUAAUGUUGGCCUUCCUGUUGCAGAAUGACAGAAUACUAGAUCCCUGCAAUAGCACUGUUUUAAAAGCACUGUAUGGCGUGUUCUACUUGGUGCCGAUAAUCAUCAUACUGACUGCCUACUGCAUCAUGGUUUCCAUCAUGGGCUUCCGGCGGUGCGCGAGGCAGGGCGCCGAGGCGCGGAACCCCGGCUGGGACCAGAUCAGCCUCUCGCUGUGCGUCCUCAUCCUCAUGAACCUCCUCCUGGACGUCCCCCACGUCACCAUGCAUCUCAUGAACGUCAGUUGGACGGAACCUUCCUUCGUGAUCGUCCAUGCGGUCUACCGCCUCCACUUCGCCCUGGACCCCGUCGUCUUCGUGGGUCUGAACCAGCGGUUCCGCCAGAGGGCGCUGCAGGUGGCCUUCUCGCUGGUGCCCGGCCGUCGCCUCCCGUCUAGUGGCUAGUUUCCAUUGUUGCGUUUCCGGUUCAUGUUACUACCACUGGUAUCUUUAAUUUUACAAGCUCUUCCCUCAGCUGUCUCUUCUUCGGAUGUUUAUGAUUUCAUCAGAAUAACAGUGAAUCACUAAUAAACGAUUCUUAGACACUGUCUUACCACACACACGCACAUGUGUGUGUGUAUAU
Messenger RNA from Penaeus chinensis, 2610 nucleotides. RefSeq lists its product as uncharacterized. Gene Ontology annotation, biological process: G protein-coupled receptor signaling pathway. The transcript has 5 exons. Lineage: Eukaryota; Metazoa; Arthropoda; Malacostraca; Decapoda; Penaeidae. Gene Ontology annotation, cellular component: neuron projection; membrane. Gene Ontology annotation, molecular function: peptide binding; G protein-coupled receptor activity. The record is from RefSeq and is a predicted model, not a curated record. The coding region runs from base 1533 to 2432 and encodes 299 amino acids.